Molecule: messenger RNA, 2301 nt
Organism: Pecten maximus
Lineage: Eukaryota; Metazoa; Mollusca; Bivalvia; Pectinida; Pectinidae
Product: protein adenylyltransferase SelO-like
Exons: 2
Coding region: 37-1779 (580 amino acids)
Source: RefSeq, a predicted model, not a curated record
UUUCCACGUGUCCACUUUCGUUUUGUCCUAUUUUUGAUGGUUUGCAGCUGCCUGGUACAUUUUGCAUAUACGUAUCUUGAAUCUAAGUCAUGCUUUUUGCAGUAUAACAAACGAUGCAUAUACUACGACGUUAGGCCUAAUUGUAUUAUUACUAAUAUCGACAGUGGUACUUGUGAUGUGGACAAAUAUACUCUUGCCUCGACACUGAAGGACUGGGGAUUUAACUCACAGCGAAACGUCCUACUAAGUGAGUUCCCGAUCGACCCGGUAAAGAAGAAUUAUGUUCGCCAAGUAAAGAACUCUCUAUUUUCGAUUACAUACCCUGUUCCAUUACGUUCGAGGACUAUUUUAGCUGCCAUAUCGGACGACGUGCUUGUAAAUAUUUUGGAUCUUGACCCAGUUGUCGUUCGUAGUCGAGACUUUACCGAUUUCGUGAGUGGCAGCCUUGUUUUGCACGGAGCUGUCCCCUUGGCCCAUAGAUAUGGUGGUCACCAGUUUGGAAGCUGGGCAGGUCAGCUUGGGGACGGACGAGCGGUCAUGUUGGGAGAUUACGUCAACAGGAAGGGCGAGAGAUGGGAGCUGCAGUUGAAGGGUUCGGGACUGACUCCUUACUCCCGUCGUGGGGACGGGCGAGCAGUGAUACGAUCGUCUGUCCGCGAAUUCCUUUGUAGCGAAGCUCUUUACCAACUCGGUGUGCCUACGAGUCGAGCUGCCUCCCUUGUGGUUAGUAAUGACCCUGUCACACGUGACCAGUUCUACGAUGGACACCCUCAAACCGAGAGAGCCGCUGUUGUAUUGCGUAUAUCACAGUCAUGGUUCAGGUUCGGAUCCCUGGAAAUCCUAGCGCAAAACGGAGAGAUAGACUUACUCAGACAACUGACAGAUUUUAUAAUCAGAAGGUAUUUUUUAGACAUUGAUCUACACGGCGCUAACAGGUAUUUGGAGUUGUAUAGCGCAAUAGUUGAACAAACCGCCGCCAUGAUUGCCAUGUGGCAAUCUGUGGGGUUCACACACGGGGUCUGCAACACAGAUAACUUCAGCAUCCUUUCUUUAACGAUUGACUUCGGACCGUUUGGAUUUCUUGAGGAGUACAACCCGAAAUUCGUUCCUAACACAUCAGACGAUGAGGGCCGAUAUAGUUACGAACGACAGCCCGAUGUUGGCUACUAUAACUUGGAUAAACUCAGACUGGCUCUUCAGCCAUUACUGAGCAAAAGUCAGGCAAAGCUGAUGACAGUUGUUCUCAAAGGGUACGUGGACAUUUAUAAAGACAAGUUCAUGGAACUAUUCAGGCGGAAAAUUGGUUUAUCGAAGGAAGCUGAGGAGGACGAACAGGUCAUUGCGAUACUAUUGAAAAUGAUGGAAGAAACGAAGGCUGAUUUUACAAUGACAUUUCGACAAUUAUCGGAGAUAAGUGUCAGUGACAUCGGCGAAAUGCUGGUGUUACCUGGCGAUCAAGCGUGGGCGCUGAAAAAACUAGCUACUCACGAUUGGUUUGCUGCAUGGGUCAAAAUGUACAAGAAAGUGCUAAUGGACCAAAAUGUGACCGAAACAAACAGACAAAGAAUAAUGAAGUUGACCAACCCUCGGUACGUACUUCGGAACUGGAUGGCUCAGAGAGCUAUAACUAAAGCGGAACGAGACGACUUUAGCGAAAUUGCCAAGGUGUUACGAGUAUUAGAACGACCUUUCACAUUUCAGGAGGAGGCCGAAGCGAACGGAUUUGCAUCCCCGCCUCCUCACUGGGCGAAUACUCUCCGUGUCAGUUGUUCAUCGUGACUGUCACUGAAACCACACACGUCAUGACAAAGUUGUUCAUCGUGACUGUCACUGAAACCACACAUGUCAUGGCAAUGUUAUAUCUAAUAUGAACUUGGUCAGACCACAAUCGUCUGUAUUUGGUUAAUAUUUAUAGAAAAAAAUAAGCCCGUACUCCUACUAUCUACCGUUGAUAUAGUAGGAGUAAGGGGCUAACGUUUUUUUUCUAUUUUUACUAACCGGAAGCAGACGCCUGUGGUCAGACAAAUGCUUACUGCUGGUAAAAGUAACGAAUUCUACAGUUCUCUUUGAACGAUGUUAAGGAUGUUCGACGUAGCUAAAUUAUGUUUGAUUACAGGCCAUUCAUAGUUUUCUCCCGUGCUGAACUAUGCAAGGUAUAGUUUAAAAAAAACGACUCGUGUAUAAUGUUAAAAAUCACUAGGAGAAAAAAAUAUCUAAAACGUGAUAUUUUUCAAAGGUUUGUUACAAAACCAACACUUUCUAUUAAUUAUACUAAAAUUAAAAGUGACUGCAAUAAUUCUG